CUUGCUGCUCCCAUGGCAGGCUGUGUAGGUGCACGCUUUCAAAGUUUGACUGGGGAAUAGAGGCAGCAGCGGAGACGGUAGCAGCAUCGACCCGUCAGGAAAUACUCACAUACAGCAAUCAUCAUCAACAAAGCAAGGGGGGAAAACCAGGACCCGCAGCUCCAUGCGAUAAGAACAAUAGGAGAGAUGAGUGAGCCGAUAGCCGAUUUGUAAAUGGAAAAGACAAGCAGGUUAAUGUAGCUCAGUGUUUGCUGGAAGGAGGGACUCCCCGGGCUGCAGCCUUCCCCUCAGCCAUGCCGCUUGUGUUCCGCACGCUGCUGUUCGCCUUUGUAACGCUGCUGGUGGUGCUUUUGAUCAUAGAUGAUAUUGCAGAAGUGGAGGAAGAAACUGCAAAAACUGGACACUCCAAGAAGAGCAACUUGCACCUGCUCAUUCCUAAACCACACAGAAAAUCUGCAGCACACGCCGACCCCACUGCUGUGACAAACCUGAGCAAAGACACAAACACUCUCAGUCCGAGCUGCAAUAACACUGCCAGGCUCUCCUCAAACAGCUGGACCUUCAACAAGACCCUCUCCAACCUCAUCAGGAAGAACAUUCUGAGAUUUCUCGACCCGGAGAGAGACAUCUCCAUACUGAAGGGCACGCUGAAACCAGGAGAUAUCAUCCACUAUGUAUUUGAUCGCCACAGCACCACAAACAUCUCAGAAAAUCUCUACCGACUGCUGCCAACUGCAUCCCCGAUGAAGAACCAACAUCACAGACGCUGUGCUAUUGUGGGAAACUCCGGGAUCCUGCUGAACAGCAGCUGUGGACCAGAGAUAGACUCUCACGACUUUGUCAUCAGGUGUAAUCUGGCACCGGUGGAGGAUUUCAAUCAGGAUGUGGGCUGGCGGACCAACCUGGUGACCAUGAACCCGUCGGUGGUGCAGCGGGCCUUCCAGGACUUAGUCAGCGAGGAGUGGAGGGGUCGGUUCCUGCAGCGUCUCCAGAGUCUGAGCGGCAGCGUGCUGUGGAUCCCGGCCUUCAUGGCUAAGGGAGGAGAGGAGCGCGUGGAAUGGGCCCUCCGUCUUAUCCUGCUGCACACCGUGGACGUACGCACCGCCUUCCCUUCGCUGCGGCUUCUCCACGCUGUCAGAGGGUAUUGGCUAACCAACAAUGUCCACAUAAAGCGUCCAACCACAGGGCUCCUUAUGUACACCAUGGCUACUCGUUUCUGUGAAGAAAUCCACCUUUAUGGCUUCUGGCCCUUCCCGCUCGACACACAGGGCAGACCGGUCAAAUACCACUACUAUGAUACGCUAAAGUACGAGUACACAUCCAGCUCCAGCCCUCACACCAUGCCGCUGGAGUUCAGGACCCUGAGCACUUUGCACAGACAGGGGGCACUGCGGCUCCAUACCGGGACCUGUGAUGAAAAGAGGGUACCUCAGACUCCAGAGCUCCAGAGCAAAAAGCAGAAAAGAGGGUCUCAGUAGAAAGAGCUUUCUUCCUGUCCUACUUUUAUGAAACUUGGAUUAACUUAUUUUCAGCAACUGGGAUGAACUUUUUUUCUAUUUUUGGCUCUUUUAGUGACUGGCGUGUUUUAAUGAGAUUUCUAAGGCAACCUUUCAAUGACAGCCUCUUUGUCUACACUGUCCACCAAGAUCCUGUUUUCAUUUGCCGGCCCAUUUUUUCUCUUAAAGAGCCAAUUCUGAGCUGUCACAGCCUCUUGUUUUAAUUUAUACAGCAAGUUCGCUGCAUUAAAGCUGUUGAAUGAAUUGCUCCUGUGAGUCACAGGUUGGGCCACAAGAUGGAAGCACUUAAUAAUCAGGGAGAACCAUGAGAAAAAGACAUAAAAAUGUUUCUGACAUUUAUUUUAAGACCAGUUAGAUUAGGAUCUUUUAAACGAGUUCAUGUGAUGUACAGCUUGUGAUAGCAUAUUUUCAUCCUAAGAAUACUUUGUAUCUUUUUAUCUAGCACCUUCACUGGUGUUCAUGGUAAAACAGGUCAUUUAUAAGCAAAAAGGUCCAGUCAACCAGAACUGCCAUGUGAACCCGUGAAGUAACCUGGAGUGAUAGAUGAGAGAAUGGAAGCAUGUGUGAGGAGAGCGGAGGAGUGUACCAGCUGUUCACAUAAGGGUGUUUACACAGACUUUUAGCUGACGGUUAACUCACUUUGUUAUCUUUUCUCAAAGAACACCAGCUCUGUUUCUACACUGGAGGAGGAGGAGGUUAGGUCAGACUGUAGUUGUGUUAUUUAUAGUGGUAGAGCUUUUUUAUUAAUGAAUGUAUUGGUGAUAUUCUUACAAAUGUAAUGUAAGAAAUGAGCCCCGUAAUGUGCUUUAGAUGAACCCAGAUUAACAGUUGGGAACUGUUUCAGUGCAGUAACACUGAAUCUGAAUACUGGUAUGCCUUUAUUCCUUUGAAACAAUGUAUGACUUAUACUUAUACUGUAUAUGUGUUGUGUGUUCUGGUCAGUAUUCAAGGUAUAUAAGUGGAUUCAGAUAUUUAAAGGUACUACUAAAGCGGCCUGUAUUUUGUGCCUCUGAUCAGUAAAUGUCCCUGUUGGAAACAAAUUAGACUGCUAGAAAUAAAACUGUAGGUUUAUCUUUUUGACAGGAUGGUAAAAAUGGAAAACGAUUACAUGAUUGUCAUAAUAGAGUCAGAGAAAACUCAAUUAAGUGUUUAUUUUAAGGCCAGUAGUCACAGACUAUCUUGUGAAACCAAUUCAUCAGUAAUGUUAGUCUGAAUUAUAUUUUUGGACUUCCAACCUUCAGCUCACUCAAAGUGUUGCAGUUACGUUUUUGAGUUUUCAGGUUCUUACACUUGAAUCUCAGCACAGUAUUUCUCUGCAGCAGAACGCUUCCUUUAAUCAAAAUUUACACAAACAUGUGAAAUAUUCUCAGAGCUCCUCUGCUGCUUAUUGAGUAGCCUCUCAUGCGCUUCCGGCCAUGUGAUUUGUUCAUAAAAGUGUUGUUUUGACAGUACACGCUUGUUGACUCGCAAUCUUGGCCUACUACGCUGCCAGUUAAGGUAAGAAUAAACAUGAAAGUUGCUGCAGAGACGUCAGCAGUCUGGAGCAAUGAAAGGUUUAUUUGUGCGAACUCAUCAGAGCUGGGCAAAAAUAGAAACAUUCUGUGACCAACACAAUUAAGUUAAUUAACCCAGAAUCUUGAGGUUGCCACAAGAUAGAAAACUUUCCACUGACAUGUUUCUGUUCUACUGUGAAACAGUGGAGAUGAGGCUGUGAGGAUUUAUAUAACACUUUGUCUUAUAUACUCUAUGUGAACAUUUGUUCAGUGUACAAAUACCUGCAAACAAAUGUAAGAUUUGCAUGUCUGUCUUGUCUUGAUACAUACAAUUGAAGUAUAUUUACUUUUUUGUAUUAGAAAUGUUUUAGAAUGACUCAAGGACACUUACAUCAUGUAGUUAUGACAAGGUGAAUGUACUUUUCUAUGUAUUUUCUAUGAUAGAAAAUACACAAAUGAAGAAGAAUGGAAAAAAACACCAUUUCCAGUGUCUCUUCUAAAAGGAUUUAUCCCUUCAAAGGGAGCACUUUUAUUUCAGUAGUGUCUUUAAAGACAUGGAAACAGCUGUGGGAACACUAAAUAUCCCUGUGUCAAAAACCAAGAAGGGGCUUUUUCUCUUAAUAAACUUCUAAAACAGUU
Messenger RNA from Notolabrus celidotus (New Zealand spotty), 3649 nucleotides. RefSeq names its product ST8 alpha-N-acetyl-neuraminide alpha-2,8-sialyltransferase 2 (gene st8sia2). Gene Ontology annotation, molecular function: alpha-N-acetylneuraminate alpha-2,8-sialyltransferase activity. The transcript is spliced from 6 exons. The coding region runs from base 294 to 1478 and encodes 394 amino acids. NCBI's taxonomy places the organism in Eukaryota, Metazoa, Chordata, Actinopteri, Labriformes, Labridae. The record is from RefSeq and is a predicted model, not a curated record. Gene Ontology annotation, biological process: N-glycan processing; oligosaccharide metabolic process.